Molecule: messenger RNA, 5313 nt
Organism: Phyllostomus hastatus (greater spear-nosed bat)
Lineage: Eukaryota; Metazoa; Chordata; Mammalia; Chiroptera; Phyllostomidae
Gene: SOCS4
Product: suppressor of cytokine signaling 4
Exons: 2
Coding region: 364-1689 (441 amino acids)
Biological process (GO): phosphatidylinositol phosphate biosynthetic process; negative regulation of epidermal growth factor-activated receptor activity; intracellular signal transduction
Cellular component (GO): phosphatidylinositol 3-kinase complex
Molecular function (GO): 1-phosphatidylinositol-3-kinase regulator activity
Source: RefSeq, a predicted model, not a curated record
AGCCGGUUGCUGGGGGACUGAGAAAGAAAGGGAGGGAGCCGAACACGGAAGUGGUGGUAACGUCUAGGCAGUGAGUGGAGGCGGUGACCGCGACGUCUCAGACGGGAACCCUGAGCCGAGGGGUGGGAACUUGCUGAAAGGCAAUCGCCUUGUAGGACUUAGAUGAGGUGCAGGAGUGGCUGGGCCUCCCUCCACCUCAGCGAGCACCCAGACGGAUGGCGAUGGUGAUGGCGGCAGUUACUCGGACAGCUCCGGUUAAACUGCGCUUGGAGAGGUACAUGAACGUGCCUAAAAGAAAUUUCCUUCCAGAAAAACUGAAAAAGCAAUAUUUAUAACACUGGAAUUUUUUAAUAAUUUAUUAAAAUGGCAGAAAAUAGUGAAAGUAAUAGUAAAAAUUUAGAUGUUAGACCCAAAACUAGUCGGAGUAGAAGUGCUGACAGAAAGGACGGCUAUGUGUGGAGUGGAAAGAAGUUAUCUUGGUCAAAAAAGAGUGAAAGUUGUUCAGAUGCUGAAACAGUAAAUGCUAUAGAAAAAACUGAAGUUCCUUUGCGGAGCCAAGAAAGAAAGCACAGCUGUUCAUCCAUCGAGUUGGAUUUAGAUCAUUCCUGUGGCCAUAGAUUUUUAGGCCGAUCUCUUAAACAGAAACUGCAAGAUGCUGUGGGGCAGUGUUUCCCAAUAAAGAAUUGUAGUGGUCGCCACUCUUCAGGGCUUCCAUCUAAAAGAAAAAUUCAUAUUAGUGAACUCAUGUUAGAUAAGUGUCCUUUCCCACCUCGAUCUGAUUUAGCCUUUAGAUGGCAUUUUAUUAAACGGCACACUGCUCCUAUCAAUCCCAAAUCAGAUGAAUUGGUAAGCACAGACUUGUCUCAGAGUGAAAUGAAAGAUGGUCAGCCACAACAAAGAAGAGACAUGGAAGAAGAGGUGAACUGUUUUUCACAUCCCAGUGUUCAGCCCUGUGUCAUAACCACCAACAGUGCUUCAUGUAGGAGUGGUCCUAUGACUGGCUCUGUGAUGAACCUGGUUUCAAAUAACAGUAUAGAAGAUAGUGAUAUGGAUUCAGAUGAUGAAAUUAUAACACUUUGUACAAGUUCCAGGAAAAGAAACAAACCCAAAUGGGAGAUGGAUGAAGAAAUCCUGCAGUUGGAAACAACUCCUAAGUACCACACCCAGAUUGAUUAUGUCCACUGUCUUGUACCAGACCUUCUUCGGAUCAAUAACAAUCCAUGUUACUGGGGAGUUAUGGAUAAAUAUGCAGCGGAAGCUCUACUAGAAGGAAAACCAGAGGGUACUUUUUUACUUCGUGACUCAGCACAGGAAGACUAUUUAUUUUCUGUUAGCUUUAGACGUUAUAGCCGUUCCCUUCAUGCUAGAAUUGAACAAUGGAAUCACAACUUUAGUUUUGAUGCGCAUGAUCCUUGUGUCUUCCAUUCUCCUAACAUUACUGGGCUCCUAGAACAUUAUAAGGACCCAAGUGCCUGUAUGUUCUUUGAACCACUUUUAUCCACUCCUUUAAUUCGGACUUUCCCCUUUUCCCUGCAGCAUAUAUGCAGAACAGUUAUUUGUAACUGUACAACUUAUGAUGGGAUUGAUGCCCUUCCAAUUCCUUCUUCUAUGAAAUUAUAUCUGAAGGAAUAUCACUAUAAAUCAAAAGUUAGAGUACUCAGGAUUGAUGCACCAGAACAACAAUGUUAGGUAAAGGGUCGGAAGAAAGGAAUUUAAAUAUUUUAUUUUUGUUAAUGCUACUUUGAAUUUUUCUACAAGGGCAGUUAGAGUCCAAAAUAAACCUCUGCCCUAAAUUUUGCUUCCAGAUCAGUUCAUUUUUCUCAUGAUACACUAAUUGUUUAAGGUUACACACUAAGGGUUAGUGGAUAUUUUUGACCAGGUGUUUGUUUUUUGUUUCUAUCAUACAGAAUGUAUACUUAACUUUUUUCUUUUCUUAAUUGUAAUUUGCAUAUGACCCAGGGAUAUUUGAAUUUGGUAGACAUUGUAAACACAGUUAAAAAUCUGUAUUUCAUGAUUUUCUUUAAAAAUAGUCCUAUGUCCUUUCCUACGUGUAAAAUGCUUUGUUAACCUAUGCCACUGGCAUUCCUAUACAUAAAAUAUGGUUUCCUCAUCCCCCUUUUCAGAGUUGUUUUUAAAUUCUUGAGUAAAGCUGAGUGUUGUAAUUCACAAUCCAUAUUAAUGUAAUUGACUUUAGUAAUUUGCUAAUAGGGAUGUUAAAGUUAACAAAAUGGCUUAAAUCAAAUUUGUGUUUUUAUGUAAAAUAUUAAAUAUAAAGCAGUAUUACUAAAUUUGAUCGGUGAGAAUCAAAUGAGAAUGUGACAUUUUUAAAGGUGAAUUUAUUCCACAAUAUGGCAUGGUCAUAUGUUAUUCUUUGAAUAGACCUCUUGAAACCUGGAAGAGUUACCAUCUUCAGAACCUAAAUAUUGUUCCUUUCUCACUAGGCGCUUUAAAAAUAAUGAUAGUACUGUUAGUAAGUAGUAGUCACUAAAGUACUGAAGCAACUGUGUGGCUUUUCUUCAUUGACUAAUGAACUGUUGCUCCUACUUAGCUCUUUUAUAGAAACUCUGAGCCUAUUAUUUGGGGAAAUGCCACAGUUCAUAAACAAAUUUUCAUUGAUCCCUAUAUAGUUUUUCAUUAUUUUAAAUUGAGCUUGAGUAAAUCUUCAAAAGUAAACAUAGAGCUUAUUAUUUAGAAAGCUUAAUACUGUUUUUGACCUUCAGGUUUCAAAUAAUUAUUUUCAGAGUUAACGUGUUACUGUGGCUUCAAAAAGAGGAAAACAUUUUGAGAGCUACAUGGCUUAUGCCAUGCUGAACAGUACUGGGCAACAGGUGUAAUAUUUUAAAUUUACUGUCCCCAAGAAGAGGAAAGCAUUUAGAAACAUAAUUAUUUCAAUGAGAUAAAUGAAGUGAUAUUUAUCCAUCCCCUUUUUUAAAGAAUCAGUGAAUAAUAAAUUUCCUAAAUAGUUGUUUCUUCUGAUGAGCUGUUUACCACUUUGUAAAUUCCCAUUUUUAAUAUCAUAGUAAGUAAUUUCUUGAUGCUGGUUUAGCUCUACUAGAAAACAGAUUCUACCUGAGUUGAAAGAAAUUUGACUCAAAUUUCCAAGUUAGAACAGCUGUUUCUUAAAUAUCAUUGCUUUUAUGUUGAAGUAGCAUUUAUCUUUUGUGCAGUUCUGCUGCUAAUGGAAAGAUGCCAUUUUUUUCAAUAAUAGUAUUAAAAUAAAUUCUUAGCAAUUACUACAAAAUUAAACCAAGAAAAUCUGUUCCCAUUAUCGGCUAGCAUUUUUUUCUCGGUGAUCUCAAGAUUGUCUCAGUUCCAAUGAAAGGUAGCUCCUAGAAUAGCACCUCUCUCAGCAGUGAUGAGGCUCAGAAUCUCAACACCAAUGUCAGGACAAAUAUUUCUUCUAAAGAGAUAUUUCCCUUUUACAAAAGAAAAGUCUACUACUACCUCGACUUUAUUGAGGCACUUUUAUAGAUCACUGAGAGCUUAUCUUACUUACCAAUAUAACACUUCCUAAAUACUCAUCUUUGAUGAGAGAAAACUAAUAAUAUGGUAAGACUACCCAUGGUUAUAAUUUUUUUAUCAGAAUUUGAUAAUGAGACUUUCUGUUUCUAUGAAACAAUUAUUUUAAAUAUUUUUCUUUAAAAAUAGCUUUUUAUUGGUACAGAAAAACCUAAGGGAUGACAAACUAACAAAUAUUCUGUUAAAAGGUAAUUUUAUAAAGAAAAAUGAAGCAUAAUUAUGUUUUAUAAUGGUAAAAAUUGGUAUUUAUAUAAAAAUCAUGAUCUAAGUAGCUUUUCACAUAGUCAAACUGGUUGUGGUAUAUUUUCUCUGGCUUUCUAUUUUCUCAACUUCAAUUAGUAGCUCAACAUUUUCAAAAUGCUGCCGUGUAUAUAGCCUUGAAGUAGAUGAUCUAAUAAAUGAGAGGAGGAAGAGUCAUUUACUCUGAAAUGGUUUGUAUUUUUCCCUUGGUAUUUGCUAUAGUAAAAAGAAAUCUGGAAAGUAGAAAUAUAAAAGACUUGAGAAGAAAGUUGUUUACCAUGAAGGAAAAAGAAAAGAGUAACAAAUUCAUUUUUUAAAGCAUUAAGAGAUCAGAAUUUAUAAAAGUUAAUCUCUUUCUUGGCUACUUUGUGAGGAUAUAUUUAGAAAAGCAUCCAAUAUUUAGAAACUAAUACAUUUAUUAAAAUGAAAUUAGGAAAAAUGUGAGUAAAAUGAGUAAGUACAAAUAUAUCUAAAUUUUGUAACACUUAAGGCAUUGUGACAAUUUGAAAAGUAAAUUCUGGAGUUCAGAAAGGUGGAAAUGUGUAGAGCUUAUUGGUAAGAGGAUGAGGCUAAAAGAAACAAGAUAAAAUAUUAAAAUUAAGAAUUUAGGCUUUACCUCAGGGAAAAGCCUUGACAGUGAAAGGGAGCUACUUCAUUGCUAAUAGCUAGUCUGGACCAGACACUUAACUGUGCUUUGGGAAUCAUCCUGCACUAAUCAGGAAGUAAACUUGACUUCUCUAUUUCUCUUGAAGCUGUUCAGGACAUUAACCCCCCUUUUUUAAGCUACAGCAUCUUGAUUCAUACUAUAAUUCCUAAAAUAUGCUGACGGACUUUUUUAGGUUCCUUGAGCAUUUUUGUAUGAAGAAUCAUGUAUGAUGUUUCUAUAAUCAUGCCGUUCACUUAAAUAAUUCAUAAAGGGCAUGGUUUAAUUUAAAGGAAGACCUAAUAGGAAGAUUAGAGGAAGCUUUUAGUCAGCCUGUGGCUAGAUUUAUUGAUUUGGUGAUCAGACCUGUGUUCUUUACUAAAUUUCAGCUGAUGGCAAACUGUGGUCAAAGAGUGGCUUUCAGUUAAAGUUGUGACUUCUUUUAUAAAUAAUAAUACAAAGAAUGUCUUAGAAAUUAGAAUCCUUUAAAAAGGAGAGCAAAUGUGGCAAUUAGGACUCAUAUCAUUAUACAAAUUCCAUUUCUUUUUAUAAGAAAAACAAAUCAUUAUCAUUUAUUCAUGAGCCAAGUCCAUUAAGAAGAUAAAUCAAGUUAUCAGCUUCCUGUCUCUGAAGUUUGGAUCAUUUUAUAGAUCCACAUAAUAGAGAGCUUCCUUCCUAUGAAACAAAAAAACCUUGAGACCUAACUCGUGAAUAUAUGCUUAGUUUUUUUUUAUUUUUAAAAUAUAUUUUAUUGAUUAUGCUAUUACAGUCGUCUCAUUUCCCCCCUUUUUUCCCUCCGCCCUACACAUCUCCUGCCACCAGCAUUCCCCCACCGUAGCUCAGGUCCAUGGUCGUACAUACAAGUUCUUUGGCUUCUACAUUUCCUAUACUAUUCUUAACCUCCCCCUGUC